Stylonychia lemnae is the source of this 576-nucleotide messenger RNA. Lineage: Eukaryota; Ciliophora; Spirotrichea; Sporadotrichida; Oxytrichidae. The record is from the annotation of a GenBank genome assembly.
AUGGGAAAUUGGUUUACUAACGUUUGGGACCGCUUGUUCAAUGAAAAAAGAGAGUUUAAGCUUGUAAUCAUUGGCCUUGACGCAGCAGGGAAAACGACUAUCCUUAAUAAAAUGAGAUUUGAUGAGUAUAUUAACUCUGCACCAACUAUAGGAGUGAAUACCGAGGACAUUCAGGUUAAGAAUAUCAACAUCAAAGUGUUUGAUUUGGCAGGCUAAGAAAAAAUGAGGAAUGUCUGGAAGUACUACUACUCAUCCAUAGAGGGCAUAAUAUUUGUCCUAGACUCAGGAGACACACAGAGGAUUAUGGAGGCCAAAGAUGAGAUAUAAAAUUUGCUUACAAACGAUGAAGCCAAAUAGGUCCCAAUAUUGAUUUUCGCAAAUAAACAGGAUCUACCGAAUGCAAUCAGAGGUCCAGAGAUGACAGAUAUGCUAGGUUUGGUUGAAUAUGUUAAUAAAAAGACCCCAACUGUAAAAGUGCAGGAAUCUUCAGCAGUUUAAGAUCGCGGAUUAUUGGAAGGAUUUGAAUGGAUUGUUGACAGAAUUGUUUAAUUAGCAUAGUAAAGAUCAUAAUAGUGA